AUGGCGGUAAGUGGUUAAUCCGAUGUCUAUGGGAAAUCGAUAAUCCAACCCCGUGAAAGCCCGUGAGAGUCGUUUUAAUGCGUUAAUCAAUCGAUCUCCUAUCUGCCUGAGUACGUCUAGAGGCUAGAUUCGAUUAGGCCGGCCACUGAACAAUUUCUCCAAAAAGCAGAUGGCAAGCAGCAGCAGCAGCAGCAGCAGCAGCAGCAGCAGCAGCAGCAGCAGCAGCAGCAGCAGCAGCAGCAGCAGCAGCAGCAGCAGCAGCAGCAGCAGCAGCAGCAGCAGCAGCAGCAGCAGCAGCAGCAGCAACCUGGCCAGUUUAGGUAUUUGUCCGUCACAAAUGACGAGGACCAAUACUGCUUCACCCAGGGAAUACUGGCAGUUCGAGCACGAACUGAUUAUUAG
Messenger RNA from Spirometra erinaceieuropaei, 402 nucleotides. Lineage: Eukaryota; Metazoa; Platyhelminthes; Cestoda; Diphyllobothriidea; Diphyllobothriidae. The record is from the annotation of a GenBank genome assembly.